GUCGUUCAGAUGCAUUUGGGCCGUUUUAGAGUAUGUGGUCUUGAUUUCAUUUUACUUGGAUUGAUGAAUUUGCAUGCAGUCCUUUCCGACAGGAAGUCCCACAGAUCACUGGAGAGCAAAGACGACGUUCGGCUUCUCAACAGGACUCGAACCGACACUUCACCCACAGCAAUGUCACACAAAAAUGUCAAACAAAUGUGUUUAAGUGGUUUCCAAGCAGAACAGAUGACUUCUUCCCACAAAGCCACAGAAGAUCCGGAUGAAACCCAAGCUUCAGAUGCGAGCCAGUUUGAUCUGAUAGGCCAUGUGUGUGUGUGUGUGUGUGUGUGUGGAGAGCGAGGCUGGAGGGAGGAGUGUUUGAGUGCAUGACAGCAGGAUAGAUCAGAAGAGAGAUCGUUCCAGUGCUGGAGGUGAUCCUGCAUGGAUGCAGUGCUGAAUGUGCACGGGAAAACACACUUAUUGAAUGACUGCUUGCUUUGGCUGUGUCUCUCUGGACCCUGCUGACCACGUGUCUCUGGAGCGAAGCAGCUCUUCUGUGCUGGAAUGAGGAAGCUCAGGCUGAACAAGCAGUCUGUCUCACAUUAAGGUGGACUCAAUGACUCAAUGCCAUGACAUCGACACUGCUUGCUGACACGGUGCAGCAAAGGAUGCUGGGAAACACCAAACGCUUUUUUAGCAGCACUGAAGACAAAGAGGGCGAGGAUGAGGAGGAUGAGGAGGAGCGAUUGAAUAGAUUGAAACAAAAUGGGAUGAUCGAUAUGAGGGACAAGGAACACCUGAACCGGGCUGGACGCAAGACGGAUGGAUCCAAACCAGCGGCCGUCGUGAUUGGAUGGCAGAGAGGAGAGAGACAGCCAGGGGCCUUUAACUCCGCCCAAAGAGGAAUCCCACAUUUGGCAAGUCAGCCGACUCUUUAUAAUCAGACCACCAAUCAGCCGCAGUAUCACCCGGUCUUGACCAAUCAGCAGGCCCGACGGCGUCUGAUGGAGCGGAGCAUGACUGCAGUGACCCCUGUGGAAGACUCGCACCUCGACGUGAUUGUGUUUCGCAUCGGCAUCCCUGACAUCAAACAAACGAAGUGUUUUAGGUUCGAUCCCGAUUCAAGCGUUUGUAACGCGAAGCAGCAGAUUAUUUGUUCUCUCAGCGAGUCGUUGUGGGACGUUUACAAUUACGGCCUCUUCCAGCCAGCCGGAGACGGACGAGAUGCCAAGUUCCUGGAGGAGGAGCGCUUGCUUCGGGAGUUCGCUCAGUCCCUGGAGAAGGGAGUGCCCUACCUGGAGUUCAGAUAUAAGACACGGGUCUACAAACGGACAAACCUGGAUGAGAAGCAACUAGCGAAGCUGCACACCAAGGCCAAUCUGAAGAAGUUUCUGGAUUAUGUUCAUGCUGGAGCAGUGGAGAAGUUGAGUAAAGCUCUUGAGAAAGGACUGGACCCCAACUACCACGACACCGAGAGCGGAGAGACUCCUCUGACUCUGGCGGUUCAGGGGACUCUGAGCGCUGAAGGGAUUCGUGUUCUGGUGCUGAACGGUGCUCAUGUGGAUUUCAGAUGCAGAGACGGUCUCACACCCCUCCAUAAAGCAGUCAGAGCUCAUAACCAAUCCACACUCAUGGCGCUGCUGUCUUUGGGAGCUUCUCCAGAUUAUGGAGACCGCUGUGGACUGACGCCGCUGUACCACUCGGUGCUGAUGGGGGGCGAAACGUCCUGCUGUGAGACUCUGCUUUACUAUAGAGCACGGCUGGGCAUCAGAGACGAGAACGGCUGGGACGAGUCACACCAGGCGUGUCAGCACGGAUUCGCCCAACACUUAGAACACCUUCUGUUCUAUGGGGCAGACACCACUUCCCAGAAUGCAUCAGGAAACACUGCCCUCCACAUAUGUGCCCUUUACAACAAGGAGAGCUGUGCCCGGGUCCUUCUUUACCGAGGAGCCAGUAAAGAGAUGAAGAACAAACACGGUCAAACCCCUUUCCAGGUCGCUGUGAUGUCUGGCCACUUUGAACUUGGAGAAAUCAUCAAAAAUCACGAUGAUGCAGAUGUCGUUCCAUUUUUGGAAACUCCCAAAUACGCUCCUCUCUUUAUGGACGGUAUGUUGAAUCAAGGCAUCACACCUGGCCUUCAGCAUCCUCACCCGCUGCUCCGCGCCAAGAGCGAGAACAUGAUGACGACGCUCAUGGACCCCGUAGUGCUGCCCGCUGCCUCCAGCAUGCCAUCUGCUCAGACUCAGCGCCGGGCAUCUUUUGCUGUGAGGAGCUCCAGCAGUCCCCGUGGAGCCCGAACCCGAUCCCCGUCUCGAGGGAGAGAGGAAGGAGAGACGGAGGACAAGCAGCACAAGCAACGAGGGAGGCAGGGAGGAGGUCAGAGGAAGCGUCUCUACAGCGCUGUCCCGGGUCGAGAGUUUGUGGCGACACAUUCUCACUCCGCUCACAGUGAGCCUGAGAUCAGCCUCAACAAAGGGGACAAGGUCAAAGUGUUGAGUGUAGGUGAAGGAGGAUUCUGGGAAGGAACGGUGAAGGGCCGCACAGGCUGGUUUCCUGCUGAUUGUGUAGAAGAGGUUCAGGAGCAGCAAACAGAGAGCCGCAGUGAGAAGGCAAAGAGGAAACUGUUUCGUCAUCACACAGUAGGAACGUACGAUGGUCUUGAAGUCCCCAGUGACUACAUCAUAAAGGAGAAAACUGUACUUCUGCAGAAAAAAGAAAAUGAAGGCUUCGGUUUUGUACUCCGAGGGGCCAAAGCUCAGACUCCUGUGGAGGAGUUCAGCCCGACUCCAGCCUUCCCUGCUCUGCAGUACCUCGAGUCUGUGGAUGAGGGGGGCGUCGCGUGGAGGUCCGGCCUGCGAAUGGGGGAUUUCCUGAUCGAGGUGAAUGGCAUCAAUGUAGUGAAGGUGGGUCACAGGCAGGUGGUGAACAUGAUUCGCCAGGGCGGGAACAGUCUGGUGGUGAAGGUCGUCAUGGUAGCACGAAAUCCUGAGAUGGAGGAAAUACCUAAGAAGAAAGUUCCCCAGCAAAGUAAGCGGCUGACCCCUCCAGCUUUAGCUCUGCGCUCCAAAUCCAUGACUCUAGAACUGGAGGAGAUGGCUGCCUCGCCAUGGAAGAAGAAACCAGAUCAUACAGAGAGCUCUCAAGCUACAGAAAAGAAGAAGAGUGUCUAUCAAAUGGCCCUUAAUAAGCUGGAUGAGAUUCUAGCCGCUGCUCAGCAGACAAUUAGCACAUCAGACUCUCAGGGUCACAGAGGUCCGGGGGGCAAGAAGGAACGAAACAAGGGCUUUAACGCUAAUGAGCAAACUUUUGAACAAUCAGGUGUUGGCGUGAUGUCAUCAGGGUCUGGGUAUGGUUACAACCAAGCCCAGUUUUCAUCAGGCCAUUCAACUCAGCGUGCCGUAAUGAUGCGUCAGAAAUCCAUGGGCGUGACCGAGGAGGAGAGGGUACAUCUCCAUCCUCCUACUAUGAAGCUGUCUCGUAGUCUUUCUGUGCCUGGACCAGAGGACAUCCCCCCUCCACCCGACACCUCAGCGCCUGAGCCUCCUCUGUCUGCCGGUGGCCACACAGACAGGAGAGCAGCACCGACACAUUUUUUUGCUGUUCCUCCUCUGCCUCCAUCACACCACUUGCCUCAUAGCCAGACACAGCACAGAGUACCGCCCAACCGCAGGGCUGAAACUGAUACCAGCAAGAUGGUAGGAGCAAGAAUGGGUGGCCUGAGGCGUGGCUAUAGCAAUGCCGUGCCUCCCUCUGAUGUGGACCCCAAGCAGUCUACAGCACAGCGGAACCAAGCGCCAGCGAUGGCCAAGAUUGCAGGUCGGCAAGGUGGGAAAGGGAUGUUGGUAAAGCAGCGCAAGGUGGAGGAGACUGGCAGAGAAAAGUUGGAAAAAAGUUCCAUUUCGAUCCCAACUAUUAUUGUGAAAGCGCCAUCUACCAGCAGCUCUGGGCACAGUAGCCGUGCGAGCAGUGAGGAUACAGAGCCAUCUCAUGAGAAUAAUGAAGAGCAGGAAGAGGCAAAGCCUCAAAACCUAGUUGUGGCUCCUACACCUGCUCCACCUCAACCACCAAAUAUCCCAUCAAAACUGGAAACACUGGGCAACAGUACAGCAAAGCGGGAACGUGAAAACUACCGUGAUUCUCGUCGGAAAAGCACCUCGUUCUAUUACUCCUCUGAGGAGGACAUGUUAGAUGAGCAGGAGUCUGCUCAGGCUUCAUUGGAGGCCAACACCUCAGUUCGUUUACGUCCUUCUGAAUCUAUCGAUGACGGAUUGAUCUCUGGUGAUGCCUUAAGUAUGCCACCUGCGUUUGGGUUGCCACAGUACGCGUCAGCUACACCUCAUCAAGCCACUACCUUCAUCCACCCAUUGACGGGGAAAGUUCUAGACCCAACAAGCCCACUUGGACUGGCACUGGCUGCACGCGAGCGAGCGCUGAAAGACGACCACCAUACUCGUAGAGAGGAACGCCACUUUGGUCGGCAGCUGUCCAGCACUGGAGCUUUCCCUUCUGCAGUCUCCCCUCCAAAUCAAAAACCUGUUCCUCCAUUCUACAUCUACCAAUCACAUACCUCACUCUACCUUAGUGGUGCCUCUCCAACAACAAGUGGGCCAGUCUCACAGAGUCGCCCCCAGUCUCCUCGGAUGCUUCAAUUAAGUGGUGGUGGGACAGGGAGCUUGGAAUGGAGUGAACAGAAUAUUGUGGAUCGAGAGGAAAGGGGGGCACCAAAGGUGCGGUUUACAGAUAAUCAAGCCAUUCAGUACCAGUCUCACCUUCAGGACAGAGACAACAGAGCCAAUCAGUACCGCACUUACAUACAGGACCGAGAAAGGGAAGGGCACAAGAGGAUACCGCCUAAGCCUCCUCCCCGCAGGCCUUCCUUUAUAGGCAAGGAGAGUGAACUCUGCACGACUGACAAAAGUUCCACCAGUAGUUCCCAGGAUGACAAGGCAGGACAGAAGAUGGGAGAGAGUGGGAUAGAAAAGGAGGGAGAGAAUUAUUCAAAGAGAGGGGGAAAUCUAGGAGUUGGAGAGGGUGGUGAUGUGAUGAUGCUUCCACCCCCUGCUCCAUCUGUGGAUGUGGACGAUGAGUUCGUAUUUGCAGAUCCCCUACCUCCCCCUAUACAGUUUGCAAAUGGAAUAGAAAUAGACACCCAUGAAACAACAGAAUAUAAUCAACAACAGAAGGAGCUGUCAGGAUCUCAACCACCCAAGGAGCAACAGUCUCUGCAAACGCUUUCCAAACCCCCGCAAGAUGCCAUGUCCCUACUAGACAACAUGCAAGCUGACUCACAGCAGACACCCGUCCAUCCUUCUGCUGUGGUACAUCCAUUUCUUUUCCCACCAUGUCCUCUAAUCCCCCCUCCACAGCUGUGUCCCAAAAUACCUCCUGCAAACCCACCUCACUCCCAACCCUCAAGCUAUUCUCAGCACCCAAACACCAACCAACCCCAACCUUUACCCUCGCCACAAGCGGGAGACUCUGCUGCUUCUAGUCUUACAUCUUAUGACAGUGAGGUGGCCAAUCUGACCCAGUCAGCUCUCUCCCCAUCUCUUCCUUCUCCACAGAUAUUUCCUUCAACAAAUUCCCCUUCCGCCCCAAACGCCUCAUCUGACCCUAUGUCACUGCAUCGGCCUCUCCCACUUUUCUACCCACAACAAGGCCAAGCUAACAUUUCUAUGUCAUAUUCUACUGUGGCCGCAACUGCAGCUGUAAUGUCUAUCACCACAACAAUGCCUUUGGAAAGUGCAUCAGUUACUACAAGUGAUCGACUUCCUCUAGUUCUUAAGGGGCGUGAUUGGUCAGAGGCUGUGGUUGAUUCUGGGAUUGAGGAACUAGAUAGUCACAGCAGCAGUGAUCACCACAUGGAAAUCUUUGGGGAAAUCAGGGAACUAGAAGGAGGCAGAGAUAAAGAGAGGGGAGGAAGACGGGGAGAAAGUGUGGAGAGUGGAAUAGUAGGGGAUGGAUUCAAAGGAGAUCAAAGAGUGUCUCUUGAUUCGUCUCUUUCUCACCCCAAUAAAUUAGUUCAAAAAACACACAAACUGCACAUGCAUAAAUCCAAACCUCCAAACCCGCCACAUGCAAAAACACAAAUUCAGAAUAUGUCAAAAUAUCAUGCACACACAGAAAAUGGACGAACCGGACCAAUGCUACGGCGGCAGAUUAGCACCGCUCCCAACAUGUACAGGUCAAGGGAAGAGGAAGAGCAAGAACAGGGAAGAGGAGGUGAAGCUGCUGUAAAGACUCCAUUAUUUAUGGAUCAUAGUCUGAACUCUCCGCUCUCCAAUGCUAAGGCCAGCAUCAUAAAUGAACUCAGCAGUAAACUACAACAGCUUGGUGGCUGGCAGGGUCAGGCACAACCGUCAAAUCAUAGGUUUCCAGGUGAUCCCUCUGGCUGUGUUCCUCUCCUCCCUGCUUCUGCGCUGUCUCUCCAACGCUCCAUCUCUCCAAGCCUCCCCCCUAACUCUAUAACAUCUAACUGCCCCUCUGUUGCUCUGAACCCUAACCCUUUACCUUCGUCUCCACUUCCUGUAACGUCUCUAACCCCAGCCUUAACCCCAACCCCAUUACCUCUCACCCCAACCCCAGCUCCACCUCCUCUCAGAGACUGGACACCAUCUAAUUCUCCUAUUUCUUUUCCUCACGGGAUUUUGUCCCCUCCGUUGCUGCCUCAUGCCCCCCUCUCUCCUCUUUCCCUGGCUCAUGCACCCCUCUCUCCUCCAUCGUUACCUCAUCCUCCCAUUUCCCCAAUAUCUCUCUCUCAUGCACCUCUUUCUCCAUCCUCAGUCUCUCUUACACCACUUUCUCCAUCCUAUUCCCCCUAUCCCUUGUCUCCGAAACAUCGCUCUAAGUAUCGCGGAAAAGUUUCUGAGUUUCAGUUCUCUGGACUAGAACUACGCCGUUCCGAAUCUCAUUCGUACACUCAGUGUCGCCGAGCGCCCAGUCCCCUCAUCUCCUGCUCGGACCACCUGCAAUCUGGACCUCCGCGUCCAUCCUCGCUCCCUCUCUUUCCAUCUGCGCCGCUCUAUGGCUCUCCCUAUGAAAUACAACCUCCUCUAACGCCCCCGUUGGGAGUCGCCCACCAAUAUUCAGACCAGUUUUUCCCACAAACUUCUCCUCUAUUCCCACCUGUGGCUCCUCCUAACCUCAUGCUUGUCUCCAGCUCUCUCUCUCCUACCAACUUCCUGUCUGGAGGCUCCUCCCCAUCUUGUAUGAGCUACCCGCCCUUAACUCCUCCUCCACCCAAUCAGCCUUUUGUGUCUAAGCCACUUCCCUACUGGAGCAAAUAUGACGUUGCUGAUUGGCUGACCUACCUGAAUCUGGCAGAGCACAGGGAGCGUUUUCUUGACAACGAGAUUGACGGCUCCCACCUGCCAUCUCUGACAAAAGAGGAUUUCCUGGAUCUUGGUGUGAGUCGGGUUGGACAUCGCAUGAACAUUGAGCGUGCCCUUAAGAGACUUAUGGACAGGUGAGAUAGAAAGAUGAGAAUAGGAGGGGAAAUGAAGGGUAGAUUUAGAUGAGGGGGCCUGAUGAACAAGCAUCAGAAAGCAAAAUAGACACAAGUAGUGAGGGGGAAAACGAUUAGUUUUUUUAAACAGAAAAUAAGCCGUUUAUAUUUGUUUUCCUAAAAAUGGUCCACCGUUACAUAAAAAUUUAGCUCUGCAUGAAUAAUUCUGCCUGCAGCUUUAUUCAACAAUAAAUAAAUAGUCUGCCCUUGAUGUUUUUGUAUGCUUUAGAUGAUGUUUAUUAAAAGAAGUUUAUUUAAUAAGUUUAUUUAGUAAGGAAGACUUCAUUUGAUCAUAAAACCCAUUUCCUUUCUAGACUGUGACCUUCAUGUCUACAUAUUUUAUUUUGCACUGCCAGUCAGAGGUUUGGACAUAUCUAUUCAUUCUUUAUUAUUAACAUUUUACACAUUUUAGAGUAAUAGUAAAGUAUGAAAACUAACAAAUAAUACAAAUGGAAACAUUUCUGCUAUGAAGUGACCAAACAAUGGUAAAUCCCAACCAAUUUCAUGACACUACAGAAGGAAUUCUCAUGUCUCCUUGUUUAUUUUUAUUUUUUUGUGAACUUAAACUAAACUUUUAAUGUGUAGUUUUUAAGAAUAUAUGCACAACCCUUUAGAUCAAAAGGUCAUGAGUGUUCAAGUGUGACCAAACCUCUGUCUAGUAGUGUAUAUUGUAACAUAAAUGAAUUGUUAUGAUUUUUCAUAUUCCAUGUAAGACCACAAAAAUAAUUUAAUCAAUUGAAUUACAGCUCAUUCCUUUUUGUUAAACAUGGCAUUUAUUUGAAAUGGCACACUUGACACGUGCCCUGUAAUUACGUACUGCACACUUAUGUAACUUUAAUUGCUUUUUGAAUGCCAAAUACUUCAUCUUAGUUUGUAGAUAAUCGGUAUAUCAAGCACUUUCUUUUCUUACCUCAUGCUCCUCCUCCUUUCUCCUCCUCCUUUCUCACUCUCCUCUGCUUUCUCUGUCUCCACUGUUUCUUCUGAAGCGCAGAAUGAAUGCAUGAGAGAUGAGGCGGCUCAGAGCUAGAUGAGAGAAUUAGAGAGAACCAAUUAGAAGAAAGAAAGGGGUUAGACAAAAAGCACUUGGGAUGAAAGGCCAAGACUUCCACUGAAGGACAGAGAUGGGGAUGAUUGCAAUGGAGAAGUGCUAUGAAAUACUCAAAAACUCUCACGGAGAGCAAAUGUUUGUCAUCCCAGCUGAAGCCGGACGGCCAAACGUCUUCAACCAGUCAGAGACAGAGAGAAUGUACUUCUUUCAUUGUUUUUUGGAAUGACGAGAUCAAGAGGUGUAAUGAAUUUUAGUAAUAUGAUAUUAUUAUAUUAAUACAAAUGAGGCUACUGUGCAUAUUUUAGCAUCAUGACGUGCAUACUUUAAUACAUCUGAUAUGAUGAUUAAAGUCAACAUGAAACCAGAAUGACCCCAUUUACAUUUUCAUACACAUUUUUUAGUGCACAUUAUUCCAAAGAAUGCUUAUCAAACCCUUGUAAUUUUUAACUGCCAGUCACACAGUGAUACUUUACACCAUCCAAUUUGCAAUAGAUAAAAUCAACUCCUGCCUUACAUCUUUAUCACUGAAUGUCUUUUUUUAUUCCGAUGAGGAAAAUCAAAUGGGUUGUAAAGUGUUUCAUGUUAACUUUAAGUAAUAAAAGCUAAAAAAAAGUAAUCAUAAUGCCAAUAAUAACCAUAUAAGGAUUAAGUGUGUAAGCUUUUUAAUACCGUUAGCAGAAUCAGUCUUCCAAAGAUCAGAACACAUUGAAAGAGCCCAUCCUUUAUAUUGCUUAAGUGUGCUCUUGUUAACUUACACAAACACACAAACACACACACUAACACAGACUCUGUGUGUGUGCGUGUUUGUGUGUGUGUUUGUGUGUGUGCGUGCGUGUGUGUUUUGUUACGGCGGUGGUGGUUGUUUUAUAGGAGUAAAGAAUAACUCCAUUUCAUUUGAAAAUAUAUUUAAGGAAAUAGGAACAAAGAAUAUAUAUACGUAUAAUGUGUGUGUGUGUAUGGGAAUGUAUGCAGAAUUAAAGUAUAUAUAUAUAAAUAUCAGAUAUUUCUACUGUUCUGUACAAUAAUUGAUGAAUAUGAUGAUACAUAAGCUCUACCUAAGAGUUUUGAAUAAAUUAUUCUCUUGUUGAA
Messenger RNA from Carassius gibelio (silver crucian carp), 9623 nucleotides. Its product is annotated as SH3 and multiple ankyrin repeat domains protein 1. Gene Ontology annotation, cellular component: postsynaptic membrane; dendritic spine; postsynaptic density. Bases 609 to 7451 code for a protein of 2280 amino acids. NCBI's taxonomy places the organism in Eukaryota, Metazoa, Chordata, Actinopteri, Cypriniformes, Cyprinidae. The record is from RefSeq and is a predicted model, not a curated record. The transcript is spliced from 27 exons. Gene Ontology annotation, molecular function: ionotropic glutamate receptor binding; synaptic receptor adaptor activity.